AUGGUGUUUGGCAUUCUCAACAAAAUCAUCAAAGGCUCUGAUCCUUCAGAGGAAAUCGAAAAGGUCGUUCCUAUUUCCGAGUGUGCUGCUGAAUGCUCCUCUUGUACUUCCAAGUUCCCAUCCUCUAUGAAAAUCGAUACCAAUACCCCAUUAUACAACUCCACCAGCCCGUUCAAACUCCACUGUGUGAUCCCAACAGGGAAAGCCGAUUGGAACCAUUCCGCCACGGACACCAGUGGCUCAGUGGAGCAUAGUGUUUCUACAUGGGCCAGCAAACAAGGAGAAGCUAUUGUUGGAGGGAAUGUCAAAGUAUCGGUAUCAAAUCACCCGUUGGACGAAGAAUAUCCAGCAGAUGUCAAUGAUGUAUUGUUAUUACCGUACUUUGUCUGGGUGAGGAAAGUAUCGGCAGACAAUAUCGGGAAUGUGUUGUCUAAACUAAUACCUUUGUUGAUUACUGCUACAGAAUCAGGAUCUACGGAGUUGCCACAAGAGGUGGAAGGUUUCAAGAUCGAACCUUCAAAUUAUAAGGCCUAUAUUUUCUUAUGUUCCCACAAGACCAGGGAUAAGAGAUGUGGGAUCACCGCACCAAUCAUGAAACGAGAAUUCGAUAGCAACUUGAGAGAAAUGGAUCUUUUAAGAGAUUUUGGGGAUGAAAGGCCUGGGGGAGUUAAUGUGGGGUUUAUUAACCAUGUUGGAGGCCAUAAAUUUGUCGCUAAUUUGCUUAUUUACAUGAAAUCUGGAGAAAUGAUUUGGAUGGCCAGAACCACUCCUGCCAACUGCAAGCCAAUCCUUGAAGAAACAAUUAUGGGAGGCGGGAAAGUUUGGCCCGAUAAGGUGAGAAUCGUCCAAAAGUCUUGUGCUAUCAAUUGGUGA
Molecule: messenger RNA, 873 nt
Organism: Saccharomycopsis crataegensis
Lineage: Eukaryota; Fungi; Ascomycota; Saccharomycetes; Ascoideales; Saccharomycopsidaceae
Gene: APD1
Product: Apd1p
Exons: 1
Coding region: 1-873 (290 amino acids)
Source: RefSeq, a predicted model, not a curated record